This is a messenger RNA of Medioppia subpectinata, 1691 nucleotides long. NCBI's taxonomy places the organism in Eukaryota, Metazoa, Arthropoda, Arachnida, Sarcoptiformes, Oppiidae. The record is from the annotation of a GenBank genome assembly.
UUUUUAUUGCGAAUUUGCGUUAAUUUUUCUUUUUAUUACAUUUAGCGGCGCUUUAGUUUAGUUUACGUUUAAUUACAAACAUAUAAUUAAUAAUAAAUUACUUUAUAAUUACUUAUAGCGACAACAACACGAUUUGGCGCAAAAAGCAGCCGAAUCUCUGGUCAAUAAGGAAUAUACGAUCGAAACGGUUGCUCCCAAAACAGAUGAUGAUAAAAACAAGAAUUUAGAUAUCGAUGCCGCGCAAGAAAAGUAUUUAUUGGCUGUCUUUGGAUACGUUUGCCGAAUAUACGAUCGAAACGGUUGCUCCCAAAACAGAUGAUGAUAAAAACAAGAAUUUAGAUAUCGAUGCCGCGCAAGAAAAGUAUUUAUUGGCUGUCUUUGGAUACGUUUGCCAGGUGUGCAGUGUGUUUGUGAAGGACAAGUCGGCCCGUUUUGACCACUGCCACAGUGAAGAGCACUCAAAGAAGUUUAAUGCGGCAGAAGAGGAGCGCAUUAAGAAAGAAGAGACAGAAAAGAAAAGCGCUGACAGUUCUGAGACGACUCCCGCCGCCGAACAGAAGGACAGUGCGGCCGAAAAGCCGGCGCCAGAGACUGAAACUGCCGCUAAAACUGAUGCGAAACCAAAUCAAACCGUAACCGACGGCGCGGUCGUGUCCACUGAGAAGGCGGCCGAUGAACACAAAGAGCCAAUCAAUCAAUCGGAAGAAAUAAAAUCUGAAGAGAAAGCAGUCAUUGCAGACCAAGUCAAUGACGGAACAGACGAUAAAACUGUUGAAUCCAAUCCCCCAACAGGUGCUGUCGCCACCGCCGCCGCCGCUCCAACCCCUGCGGCCGCCCCAACUCCUGUGGCGACGCCCACACCCACACCACCGCAACCACAGCCCACUCCACCCGUAAAUAACUACUCGGGCAACGAGUUUAACCAAAAUAGAGGUCGUGGUUAUCAGAGAGGAGGAAGAGGUGGAAACCAAGGCCGGGGUCGUGGAGGGGGUCGGGGACGCAAUCGCGAAAUAAAAUCUGAAGAGAAAGCAGUCAUUGCAGACCAAGUCAAUGACGGAACAGACGAUAAAACUGUUGAAUCCAAUCCCCCAACAGGUGCUGUCGCCGCCGCCGCUCCAACCCCUGCGGCCGCCCCAACUCCUGUGGCGACGCCCACACCCACACCACCGCAACCACAGCCCACUCCACCCGUAAAUAACUACUCGGGCAACGAGUUUAACCAAAAUAGAGGUCGUGGUUAUCAGAGAGGAGGAAGAGGUGGAAACCAAGGCCGGGGUCGUGGAGGGGGUCGGGGACGCAAUCGCGGUCGCGGUCGCAAAUGAUUGACAUAAUCUCCGAUCGCCACAUCAAAAACCAUAGCUUGAGUUUCGACUGAUCUGAGCCCUCAUUCAUGAGAUUAUUUUCUAUUUAAUUAUAGACCGGUUUUUACUCAUUUACCCAUAUUUUUCGCACAUUUUUAAAAAUCUCAUAAACAGUUUUUUAGUUGAGUUUUUAUUUUAUUUUUAACAUUUUCCUAAUUUCUAGCUCUCAUUUCAUUUAUUGUAUUUUAGAAAUCAUUUAUUAAAUUAAUUUAGAAAUCAUUGAUUCGCAAGUAUUAUUAGUUUUAGUAUACAUUUUAGAGUGAUUUUAUGUCAAUCAUUACAGACCACACUUUGAAUUGUGUUUUUUGAAAUGCAUUCAUUCAUUGCCUC